AUGAGGCAAUAUUAUUUCGAAAAUAAAACCGGAAAGAAGUCACAUGCACUAAAAUGUGCACACGCACAUCUCUUCAUAGAUUUUAAAAGUGCUUAUGACAGUGUAGACAGAAGCGCCCUUUAUAAUGCCAUGGCAGAACUAGAUAUUCCGUCGCACCUACUAACAUUGGUAAAGGCAACUCUUUCGAAAGUUGCGUGCAAAGUCAAGGUACAAAACAGAGUGUCAAGGUCUUUUCAAACACAUACUGGACUACGCCAGGAAGACAGUCUAUCGUGUCUAUUGUUUAACAUCGCGCUAGAAAGAGCCAUAGAGAAAUCGGGCAUAACAACCAGAGGUACGAUCAUCAAUAUAAGUGUACAGAUAUUG
Molecule: messenger RNA, 366 nt
Organism: Diabrotica balteata
Lineage: Eukaryota; Metazoa; Arthropoda; Insecta; Coleoptera; Chrysomelidae
Source: the annotation of a GenBank genome assembly